Messenger RNA from Acanthocheilonema viteae, 252 nucleotides. The record is from the annotation of a GenBank genome assembly. Lineage: Eukaryota; Metazoa; Nematoda; Chromadorea; Rhabditida; Onchocercidae.
AUGGUCCUACCGCUCGCUAUAGUCAAGACAUUAAUACGUACUGUAACAUUUAGGAAUGUCGCGUGUGGUCACUGUCAAAAAUUAGCUCCGGAAUAUAUGAAAUUGGCGAAUGCGGUGAAAGGUAUUUUUAAAAUUGGAGCGGUGGAUAUGACGCAACAUCAGUCAGUGGGUGCACCCUAUAAUGUACAAGGCUUCCCUACAAUUAAAAUAUUUGGUGUUGAUAAAAAGGCUCCAAUGGAAUAUCAAGGCUAG